This is a messenger RNA of Rattus rattus (black rat), 4284 nucleotides long. It is a transcript of the gene Fbxw11, whose product is annotated as F-box and WD repeat domain containing 11. Lineage: Eukaryota; Metazoa; Chordata; Mammalia; Rodentia; Muridae. The record is from RefSeq and is a predicted model, not a curated record. Gene Ontology annotation, molecular function: protein dimerization activity. Bases 317 to 1921 code for a protein of 534 amino acids. The transcript is spliced from 15 exons.
CCUCCUCCGCCCGGGCCGUUCGCUGCUGAGCGGAGAGAGCGAGGCGGGGCCGCCGGGGCCGCCAUGGAGCCCGACUCGGUGAUUGAAGACAAGACCAUCGAGCUCAUGUUACCGAAGUGCAUGUUUGGGAUUUUGUUGAAGAAAGCUGGAUACAGUAAACGGAAAGAAUCUUGGAAGAUGCUUGACUGCUGUCUUUUCUCAGACUAGUCUGAAGGGAAUCCCCCAUUCAUUCAGUGGUGGAUCUGAAGUGCAAAAUACUUUCCAGUGUUCUGUGCCAAGGUCUUUGUGGCUAGGCUGCGCCAACCUGGUAGAGAGCAUGUGCGCACUGAGUUGCCUGCAGAGCAUGCCCAGUGUCAGAUGUCUCCAGAACACUUCAGUUAUGGAAGAUCAAAAUGAAGACGAGUCCCCAAAGAAAAGUGCUCUUUGGCAGGUAGGCAUGAUAAGUAAUGGAACGUCAUCUGUGAUUGUCUCCAGAAAGAGGCCAUCGGAGGGGAACUACCAGAAAGAAAAGGACUUGUGCAUCAAGUACUUUGACCAGUGGUCUGAAUCAGAUCAGGUAGAAUUUGUGGAGCAUCUUAUCUCACGAAUGUGUCAUUAUCAGCAUGGACAUAUUAACUCUUACCUGAAGCCCAUGUUGCAGCGGGACUUCAUCACCGCUUUACCAGAGCAAGGCUUAGAUCACAUAGCAGAGAACAUUCUUUCCUACCUGGAUGCCAGGUCUCUGUGUGCAGCAGAGCUGGUGUGUAAAGAGUGGCAGCGGGUCAUCUCCGAGGGGAUGCUUUGGAAGAAGCUGAUCGAGAGGAUGGUGCGCACCGACCCUCUCUGGAAGGGACUCUCAGAAAGAAGAGGCUGGGAUCAGUACCUGUUUAAAAACAGACCUACAGAUGGCCCUCCCAACUCAUUUUAUAGAUCAUUAUACCCAAAGAUUAUCCAGGACAUAGAGACCAUAGAAUCCAACUGGCGGUGUGGACGGCACAACUUGCAGAGGAUCCAGUGCCGCUCUGAAAAUAGUAAGGGCGUCUACUGUUUGCAAUAUGAUGAUGACAAAAUUAUCAGUGGCCUCCGAGACAACUCUAUCAAGAUCUGGGAUAAAAGCAGCUUGGAAUGUUUGAAAGUGCUAACGGGACACACGGGCUCUGUCCUCUGCCUCCAGUAUGAUGAACGAGUCAUUGUAACUGGUUCUUCAGACUCCACAGUGAGAGUCUGGGAUGUGAACACGGGGGAAGUUCUCAACACACUCAUCCACCACAACGAAGCCGUGCUGCACUUACGCUUCUGCAACGGACUGAUGGUGACUUGUUCCAAGGACCGCUCCAUCGCUGUGUGGGACAUGGCUUCUGCCACUGAUAUCACUUUACGCCGUGUCCUGGUUGGCCACCGUGCUGCUGUCAAUGUAGUAGACUUUGAUGAUAAGUACAUCGUGUCUGCCUCUGGAGACAGGACUAUUAAAGUGUGGAGCACGAGCACCUGUGAGUUCGUCCGCACUCUGAAUGGGCACAAGCGAGGCAUUGCCUGUCUGCAGUACCGGGACCGGCUUGUUGUUAGUGGAUCAUCAGAUAAUACCAUCCGGUUAUGGGACAUUGAAUGUGGUGCCUGUUUAAGAGUCCUAGAGGGGCACGAAGAAUUGGUCCGGUGCAUCCGUUUUGAUAACAAGAGGAUUGUCAGUGGCGCCUAUGACGGGAAGAUUAAAGUCUGGGAUUUGCAGGCUGCUCUAGACCCUCGGGCCCCAGCAAGCACAUUGUGUCUGCGCACCUUGGUGGAACACUCUGGACGUGUGUUUCGGCUGCAGUUUGAUGAGUUUCAGAUCAUCAGCAGCUCCCACGAUGACACUAUUUUGAUUUGGGAUUUUUUAAAUGUGCCUCCCAGUGCCCAGAAUGAGACACGUUCUCCCUCCAGAACCUACACCUAUAUCUCCAGAUAGCAGCCUGCACUUUGGCCCAAUCUGGGUUUCCUGGUCUUGAACUACUGGCUACAUGGCUAUCACAUGCCUAAGGGAGUUCGUUCGUUCACGGCUGAGUUUUGGGGCUGGACUUGGUUCCAGAUGCUGGGUAGACACAGAGCAGCCCCACCCUCUAGCCCCGACAUUUCUCACUGCACCCCAGCUCUACUUGGAGAAGGACUUCUUAGCUCACCCCUGCAAGUAGGGCAGCAGCUCAUGCCCCUCCCUUCCGUGAAGACCCCAGCGCUUCCGACGCACACGUUCCCAAGAAGGACACAGCAAAGGCCGUCAGGAGAAGCCCUGCUUCUGAUUUGUCGUCGCUUUGCGCCUUGGUUUGGUACUAAAAGCAGCCUUGUGUUCUUGGUGACGUGCUGGGUGCCAAACGACUACCCAGAGUCUUCAGGGCUUUUCUCUGCAGCCUCAGCUUCUCCUUAGACCGCCAGUCACAGUCACGUCGCUCCGACGACCUGCAUAGGAAUGUGUCGGACGGACAAUGGGCAGACCUGGAUUAUCUUAGUAUUUUUGGAUUACACUUCCUUUCUGUUUCAAUUUCUUUUAAUUUAAAGAAUAAGUGGUUAUAUUACCUCUCUGCACAGGUAAUAUAGCUAUUUUCUUUAUUAACUGUUCUCUGUUUCCUCUUCAUCUUCUGAUACUUGGUAGAAUAACACCUUUAUCUGAGUGCUUGCCUCCUAAUUUAAAAUACUGUACCCGCAUGUAGAUAUAAUGUACAUAACGAUUCAAGCUCAAGGUGGCUGGCCAGCCCCCUGCGCCUGAGACACUACUGUGGAGAAGGUCACACCUGACUCCAGGGUUGCUGUGCUGGCCUAGAACCUUCCUUCAGUAUUCACUUGGGUUUUAGUUGUCACUGUCUUUGUGUGUGCAGUAUGUGCUUUCAGAUGGCACUUGAGAAGUUUCCCUUGUGUGUUUGUUGUGUGGCAACUGCAGUGGGCAGGUAUCUGCAGUCUCCACACCACUGUUGUUUCCCUCAUGAGUAUCUUCAGAGCUGGUGCUCCCCUCCUCAGGGUGGUCAUUGGCUUCUCUGUCCAACAGCCCAUCAUAGGGCAGUGACCCUGAGAUGGUGGCCUCAGGGACGGGGCUCCUGGCUCUGGGCUCCCUGCGCUCUGAUGGGCUGCUGAGUUAGAGCCUGUGGAACAGGUCAGCUGUUCAGAGCCCACACUGGGGACAAGGCACUGUGUGUGUGUGUGUGUGUGUGUGUGUGUGUGUGUGUGUGUGUGUGUGUGUGUGUGUGUGUGUGUGUGACAGCCCCAGGCCCUGUCAGCUUUGGUGACACUCAUCACUUUGGUUCUCAAAGUUCCCAAGUGAGAGUGGCACACAGGCAGGAGAUGGGUGACAUUAUUUCCCUCUUCCAAGAUUAAGUUUUGAUUUGCCCCUUGCCAUUGUAUCCAAAGAUCAAGGAAUGUCAGUACGGUUUUAAAGGACCAACCAGCCCUCCCUGUGAAUGAAGCCUCUUCCCGUGGAAGUGCACUCUAGGAGAGAGACAGCCUCUGGGCUCCGCUGGUCCUGGCAUUGUGAUGCGGUGGGGUCAGUGUGUACUGGAUGUGUUUACUGGGUUUGGCUUUCCUUUUUAGAUUUUUAAUGUUUUAGUUUUGUUUGUUUGUUUUCCCGAUUAAAUCAUUCUCACGUGCUUCCAUGUUUGUUUCUGAGAGGUGGGGGCUUAAAUGUAUAGAAAGUAGGCCCCAGCCCAUAAGGGGUGUGAACACACCACCUCACAGCUCGUCACCCAUUUGACAGGAACGCCCAGGGGAGAUGAGAGGAGGGGAGGGGAGGAGGGGAGCUCUGCACAAUUGGACUUUUCUGUUGUUUCUGCAUGUUUAAUAUAGAAGUUCCUGUCGGUCCUUGGGAGAUCAUGGCCUUCAGAUAUGCACACGACCUUUGAAUUGUGCCUACUAAUUAUAGCAGGGGACUUGGGUACCCAAGGAAUUCCAGUUUCUGGGACUACAGUAGUAACUCCCAGCUGUACUCUGGACUUUAUUUUGCUAACCGUAAUUGAACAACUGUAAAUUACUGCUAUAUUAAUGUGUUAAAGCACUGGGGUAGUCUAAUUCUAACUGGUAAUUAAUUAUGUUUGCCAAUUAUCUGUUUGAAAUAAAUAUGUGUCUGAACAGCUAUUGAACCUGUUAAAUUGUACAGAUAUUAUCAUGACGGCUUUGUACUGUGGAAUGUGCUUAAUAAAAACAAAAGUUUGACCUUUGUCCAAUAAAUUGCUAAGUAAUGUCAAUAAAUGAAGACGAGUAUUAUGCAGUCCAGCUGACCUGGCUUCCUGGCGAUUGUUAACUUCAGCUAAUCCACGCCAAUACGCUAAAUAAAGUGUUGCAGUGCCCCGC